Messenger RNA from Moesziomyces antarcticus, 1701 nucleotides. RefSeq lists its product as uncharacterized. NCBI's taxonomy places the organism in Eukaryota, Fungi, Basidiomycota, Ustilaginomycetes, Ustilaginales, Ustilaginaceae. The transcript has a single exon. The record is from RefSeq and is a predicted model, not a curated record. The coding region runs from base 1 to 1701 and encodes 566 amino acids.
AUGCCGAAGCUUGCACGAUCCCGGCUGGACGAGGCAGACGUCAAGCCUCGCGUGAAGCCUGAACCCGACAUCAUCGACCUGUGCGACUCGGACGAUGCCACAGCCACUCCCUCGUCAAACCCUGAGCCAAAAGCAGCACCUGCACGAUCGAGGCGGAAGGUAGUCAAUCGAGGACGGGUCAAGUACGAGGAUGAUGACUCUGAUGCCACAGACGGACCGAACGGCGGCGACGGAGAUGACGGCGACGAAAGCGACGAUGACUUCCGUGGCAGGAAGCGAAAUGCCCACAAGAAGAGCAGGACCGCUUCAACAACCCCAGGACCCUCUUCGCACAAACUGUAUGCCAUCGCACGAAUUGCCACUCUCGCCACCGACGGGGUCGCUUCCGUCUCCGAGUCCGAGGCCAAGCUCGCUGGUGUCAGUGCCGGCAUCCUCUCGCGUAUUCAAAAGUCGCUCGCCCUCGCCAAGCAUCCCGGCACUGGCGAGGCCGAGGCGCAACAGGCACUGCGUCUCGCCACACGACUCAUGUCGUCCCAGAACCUCACACAAGCCGAUCUGCUCGCAUCCUCCGACGCCGAGGCCAACCAAGCACGCGCAGGCAUGUCGAUCGUCGAGAUCGUCUCCCAGACCAGCGCAAGCCCGCGCAACGAGAGCUGGGCCAACCAGAUUGCCGUCGCCGUCAACCUCUUCUUCGACGUGAAGGCCUACUCCACCUCGUCUGCCAACCGAAGCCGUCUCAGCUGGACCUUCUACGGGCUCGCAGUCAACACCGUCGCUGCCGCCCACGCCUUUGAGAUGGUGCACAACCAGGUGCUCACGUGGGCCUACGAAAAGGCGGCCGCCAAGCUGGUCUCUGGGAAGACGGGCAAGAACUCCUACUGCCAGGGCGUCGCAGCCGGUCUCAUCGCGCUCGCAAAGAAGGAGAAGAAGGAGGAGAUGCGUCUCGCCAUCGAGGCCGAAAAGAAGCGCCUCGACGACGCACACAAGACCGAACAGGCGCAGGUCAAGAAGGAGAAAGAGCGGCUUCAAGACCCACCACAGCCCGCCUCGGUCAAGCCCGAACCGUCGCAGGAUUUGCCAAGGCAGUCCCAGUCCGGCUCGCGCAAUGUCAAGCUCGAAGACGUGGUCGAUGAAGACGACGUCAAACCGUCCCGGAACGGGGUCAAGCAGGAAAUGUCCAAUGCGGAUGGUGCCGGCUAUGGGCGGUGGAGUGAGGGCUACAGCGGUAGCGCUUUCGCGAAUGCCAAGCUCGAAGACGGCAUGGACUAUGACGAUGACGACGACGACGCUGGUACCGAUCGCUUUUAUGAUAUGGACGACGGUGCGCAUGGCUCCGAUCCACACGGCGCGUUGGGCGACGACAUCAAGCCGCACUUUGACGAGGCGCUGGAGCGCGACAUUAUCGAUCUCACCGACGAUCUCGACACAGCCGCCGGGUCGGAAGAUAUCAAGCCGAAGCUGGAGCCCAAGGUCGAGGCGGACGACGGCGCGGGUGGUGCGGGAUGGCAUUCUUCCGGCCAGCUGAUGCGCUUCCGGCAGGAUGCCGAGAAGAUCGCCGACGACUACCUUGCGUCUCAGCAUUCGGGGCUCAAGCUGCGCAAGCGCGCCAAGACGACGUACAAGCGCGACUCGCACGCGUUUGAGCAGGGUCGCGUCGACGCACGCAAGAUCGACGUCAAGCGCAAACGCAUCCAGAACUGA